AUGGUCAGCAUUCCACCUCAUACUUCGCACAAGUUGCAGCCGCUCGAUCUGACUUUUUUUGCGCCUCUGAAGAACGCUUACAGUAGGCAAUGCAACUUAUUUUUGAAAAGUAAAAUUAGCGAUGAGCAAAAAGAAAAUAAAUUGACGCCUUACGAUGUUGCCGAAAUUUUCAGGCUAGCAUAUGAACAGGUUGCAAACGUGGAAAAGGGAGCUUCCGGUUUUUCUGCCGCUGGAAUAUUUCCACUAAAUCCAGAAAAAUUCACCGAAGACGACUUCACUCCAGCUGAGAGCUUCAAUUCUGGCUCUCAGGAAGAAAAUCUGUAUGGUUCACCACAACGUAAUGGGACACCUAUUACUGCACCCCUAGUGCAAAGAAAAUCACCCCAACCCUCUACUAGUAGGCAAUCACCGCCCCCAGACAAACAAUUAUUAUAUUUCGACCCAGAGCCUAUCACCGUUGCACAAGUUUUGCCUAUUCCAAAGGCAAAGGGAACUACUAUUAGGAAGAAUAUGCGAGAAAAACAACAUUCACAGAUAAUAACGAGCACCCCCUUUAAAGAUGAUUUGGAAAAGAAAGAACAAAAAAAGAAUGAAAAAGCAAGAAAUGCUGCAAAGAAAAAUAUUGCCAAAAAAAGUAGGAAAACAAACAAGAAGCUCAAAAGAAAAAGAACAAAGCUACCGGACAGUGAUAGUGAGACGAGCAGUUUUGAUGAAAAAGAAAUUGGCGACGAUGACGAUCUAGAUAACAUGUGUAAGAGCGAGUAA
This is a messenger RNA of Sitophilus oryzae (rice weevil), 765 nucleotides long. RefSeq lists its product as uncharacterized. Lineage: Eukaryota; Metazoa; Arthropoda; Insecta; Coleoptera; Curculionidae. The transcript has a single exon. The record is from RefSeq and is a predicted model, not a curated record. Gene Ontology annotation, molecular function: nucleic acid binding. Bases 1 to 765 code for a protein of 254 amino acids.